ACUAAGCUGGCAGUGGUGCGGUGCGGGGCAUCGCGCGCGUGCGGCAGCCUCUAGACUGCUGGUGUGCCGCUGACGCGCUCAGCACUCGCACGCCGCUAUCGUGUACAUUUCGCAGUGCGGAGUGCACAGUUUACUCGCAAACAUCGCGUCCGUGCCCGCGCCCGCGCCCGCUCAGCGUAACACUUCGCCCUCGUAUAAAGGCGGACGCCCGCGCGCACUCGCACGCAGUCGCGACUUAACCGCCACCUCUCUUGCAACAUCCGACUUUCACGCGACCGAUACACGGGCACGACAGCCACACGCGGACACGUUAUCGUAUCAGUGGUGCGAGCAGCGAUCGGAGGUCUCGCGAUGGCGGAUCACGAAUGGGGAUACACCGGCGAGAACGGUCCCGCGACAUGGAUAGAGAAGUUCCCUGAGGCGCGGGGGGCGAGGCAAAGUCCCGUGGACAUAGACACGUCGCUGGCCAGCUCAGGGGGCAGCGCGCCGCCACUCCUAUGGCGGUACUCUGUCAACCACACGCGCUCUGUAGUCAACCCUGGCUACUGCUGGCGAGUUGACGAGAACGGAUAUGAUUCAGAGUUGAGAGGCGGUCCCCUGGGUGGUGACGUGUACAAGCUGCAGCAGUGGCACUGUCACUGGGGCGCGGCGGACGGCGAGGGCUCCGAGCACACUGUGGACGGUCGAGCCUUCUCCGGCGAGCUGCAUCUUGUGCAUUGGAACACCUCCAAAUACCACAGCUUCGCAGAGGCAGCCGGACAACCGGACGGACUAGCCGUACUAGGAGUCUUAUUAAUGGUUGGUUCCAAGCACGAAGAGCUGGAGAAAGUGGUACGGCUGCUGCCAUUCAUCCAACACAAGGGCGACAAGGUGACAAUGUCCGAGCCACUGGACCCAGCGCAACUGCUACCUACUCGCACCGCCUACUGGACCUACCCAGGGUCGCUCACCACGCCGCCCUGCACAGAGUCCGUCACUUGGAUACUCUUCAAAGACCCCAUACAAGUUUCCGGAGAACAGUUGGCGUUGAUGCGAAAGCUACGAUGCGGUGAAGCGUCAUGCGGCGUUGAAGCUAUGGAACUGCUACACAACUACCGCCCCACGCUGCCCCUCGGCAACCGAGAGCUGCGCGACUAUGGCGGCAACUAACAUUUUAUAUUACAAAGUCCCGGUCAUGAUGACUACAAUGGCAACUAAGAACUUACGCCAAGUUAUAAAGUAACUAUAGCAGAAAAAUAUAGGAAGCAUUGAGAUCACGGGUUACACGAUUAUAUCGUCAGCUUGACAUAUGACUUGGAAAUCGGGUUAAGGGCUACUAAAUUAGACCUCUCUAGGUAGUCUCGGAUUACGCGAUUGCA
This is a messenger RNA of Papilio xuthus (Asian swallowtail), 1358 nucleotides long. RefSeq names its product carbonic anhydrase 1. The transcript is spliced from 5 exons. Lineage: Eukaryota; Metazoa; Arthropoda; Insecta; Lepidoptera; Papilionidae. The record is from RefSeq and is a predicted model, not a curated record. Gene Ontology annotation, cellular component: cytoplasm. Gene Ontology annotation, molecular function: zinc ion binding; carbonate dehydratase activity. Bases 352 to 1149 code for a protein of 265 amino acids.